AUGUCAAGAAUAGCAGAAUCGUCUUUGGUUCUUUCUUGUUUCCUUUUAUUGGCACUUGUCAGUCUUCCUACAACCGAGUCUUACAUCACCUUCAAGACUUACAUUCCUCCCACUCGGCAACGUCAAUGGCUCACUCAACUAACAGGAGACAUUUGUGAUUCUCCCACUGGCUCUCGAUUGAUUGAUUCCGCUCCGGAAGUCUUGAGAGGAUGGUCCAUGUCCAAGGAGGCCACUGUGGAAAACGCCAUGUCCGUGGAAUCCCUCUUCAAACGACUCGUGGAAGAAUCCAAAGCGGGAAUUCGCAACGUCAAUCCCACCACGUUGGAUUACAACAUUAUUCUCAACUUGUGGGUCAAAUCGCAAGGAGGUGUCUUUGCCGCUGAGCGAUGCGAACAAAUCUUGACUACCAUGCAAAAGCUGCACCAGGAAACCAAUGACUUUUCCAUUCAACCCAAUUUGGAAACUUUCAAGAGCGCUUUACUCGCUUGGAAGAAUUCAAGAGUCCCCUUUGCCGCCAUUCGUGCCCAACGACUCUUGGAAUGGAUGAUUCGACUCUACGAAUCGGGAGAGAAUGACGUUCUCCCUGACUCGGACUGUUUUGACAUUUGUUUGCAAAUCUGGUCCAAAAGUGACAAUGACCCACGAGCUGCCCACAAGGCCGAACAAUUGCUCUUGACACAAGAUAAACUAUCUCAAAUUGUCCACUCGCACAAGCUGAAACCAACUACUCUCAGUUUCAAUGCCGUCUUGUUUGCGUGGGCCAAGACGAUUACCAAAGAGUCUCCUCACAAACACAAAAAGAUGGUGGCUCUAUUGGCCCUCAUGGAACAUUUGUAUUUUGAAAUGGCCAACACUCGAGUUGAACCAGAUCGGUGCACUUACAAUACUGUCCUUUGCGCCUUGGCCAAGGGGUGCUCACCCGAAACGGCCAAACAGGCCGACACUAUUUUGAGAAGCAUUGAAACUCACUAUAAAAAUGAUGAAAUUUCCUGGGAUCCGGAUGCCAUUCUCUUCAAUACUGUCAUUUCGGCAUGGGCCCACAGCGAUGUUCCAGGAGCCUAUCGCAAGGCCCAAUCUAUUUUGGAUCGGCAAUUGAAUCUGUACUAUGCUGGCUGCCAAGACUGCAAACCAGAUGUGAUUGGAUUCACUUCGGUAUUGUCCAGUUGCGCGUCGGAACCCAAAAAGAGCGAACGCGCCAAGGCGUUUAACGUCGCGUUGUCGAACAUUCAAGCGUUGGAAAAGAAUCCUGCCUUUGGCAAGGCCAACCACAUUACCUACGGUACCAUGCUCAAGGCCUGUGCUCGCUUGUUGCCAGCUGGUAGUCCCGAACGAACCAAGUGGACUCGUCAUUUCUUUCAAAAGGCUUGUGACGCCGGCAUGGUGGGAAACAUGGUUCUCAAUAGAUUGAGGGAAGCCACCACCAGCGUGGAGGAAUACAAGGAAUUGAUUCAAGGGUACUCGAAAAGCACUUUGCCCAAACAGUGGACCUGCAAUGUGCAAGAGCGAGGUGGAUAUUUUCGCAAUCCAAAGGCAUUGUUGUAUGCAAAUGUCAAACAACAACAACAACAAUAA
Messenger RNA from Cylindrotheca closterium, 1572 nucleotides. Lineage: Eukaryota; Bacillariophyta; Bacillariophyceae; Bacillariales; Bacillariaceae. The record is from the annotation of a GenBank genome assembly.